Zea mays is the source of this 1534-nucleotide messenger RNA. RefSeq lists its product as uncharacterized. Gene Ontology annotation, molecular function: ubiquitin binding; proteasome binding; damaged DNA binding. Gene Ontology annotation, cellular component: nucleoplasm; cytosol. Gene Ontology annotation, biological process: nucleotide-excision repair; proteasome-mediated ubiquitin-dependent protein catabolic process. Lineage: Eukaryota; Viridiplantae; Streptophyta; Magnoliopsida; Poales; Poaceae. The record is from RefSeq and is marked validated.
GCACGGCACACAUCAUCCUAGCAAACGUCCUUAUCCGGCUACAACUUUCGCGACGUCUGCGACAUCAGAAAACUGAGCUCGCCCCCUCUUGCCUUCCCUCCUCCGCCGGACCGCUGCUGUCCGCCUCCAACCCUCCAGUUCGACGCAGGCGGCGACGGCGGCGCGCCGAGAUGAAGGUCUCCGUGAAGACGCUCAAGGGAUCUAGCUUCCAGAUCGAAGUGGAGCCCACCGACAAGGUUGCUGCUGUGAAAAAGGUCAUAGAGAAUAUGCAAGAGCAGGCUUCCUAUCCAGCUGACCAACAAGUCCUUAUACAUCAAGGAAAGGUGCUCAGCGAUGACACCACAUUAGAGGAAAAUCAAGUGACUGAGAAUAAUUUCCUUGUUAUAAUGCUCAGACAGAACAAGGGAUCAUCAAGUGCAGCACCGGCUAAGACAACUGCGAAUCAGGCACCUCCUACUCAGACAGUGCCUGUUGUUCCACCUCAAACGUCAGCAGCCCCAGCUGCACCAGCACCUAUUGUACCUGUCAGUGCACUGGCUGCAACUGCUACAGCCUCAGCAGCUCCUGCUGUUGCUGUAUCCACCGAGGCAGAUAGUUAUGGUCAGGCUGCCUCAAACCUAGUUGCUGGCAGCAACUUGGAAGGAACAAUUCAAUCCAUUCUUGAAAUGGGUGGCGGGAUAUGGGACAGAGACACUGUACUACGUGCCCUGCGGGUUGCGUAUAACAACCCAGAGCGCGCUGUUGAGUACUUAUAUUCUGGGAUUCCUGAACAAAUGGAUGUUCCUACAUCACCUCCGAGUAUCCAGCCAGUCAAUCCUGUCCAGGCUGCACAAGCAGCUCAAACUGCAGCUCCAUCUGGACCAAAUGCUAACCCUCUAGACCUCUUUCCCCAAUCUCUUCCGAAUGCUUCCGCCAAUGCUGGCACAGGAAACCUUGAUGUUUUGCGCAAUAACGUACAAUUCCAAAACCUGCUUGGUUUGGUGCAGGCUAAUCCUCAGAUUUUGCAGCCAUUGCUUCAAGAAUUGGGUAAACAAAAUCCCCAGGUUAUGCAGCUAAUCCAGGAAAACCAAGCAGAGUUCAUGCGGAUGAUCAAUGAACCACUUGAGGGAGACGAAGAGAAUGAAAUGAUGCUGGACCAGAUGGCGGAUGCAGCUGAGACCAUUGCAGUGACUCCAGAGGAGAACGAAGCUAUACUUCGUCUUGAAGGGAUGGGCUUUGACCGGGCACUGGUCCUGGAAGUGUUCUUCGCGUGCAACAAGAAUGAGCAGCUGACCGCCAACUACCUCUUGGAUCACAUGCACGAGUUCGACAACGAUGACGGGCUCGGAGGGCCACCGCUAUGAGGGCGCUCUCGAUCCCUACAUCAUGCGAACGAAGGCUGUAGGGCAGUAGUAGGAAAACGUUUUGGGAUUCGUCCCGUCUGUUCGCUCACUCUACAUAUUCGUUUGGCUUUGCUGUUUAGUACAGAAUUUCUAGAUUUACGGACUUACUACUUGAUAUCCUGAUAUAGAGGUCACGGCCAAGCUUACUUUUU